AUGAGCAUCAUCAACAUUCAGUCAGUCCAUGCAUGCCCGUACCACCUCCCGCACACGUUUUACUCAGCUCGCUCGAGCGUGGCAAACGCCCUCGCCCCGCCCCACCUCUUUGCUAUCACGCGCGUCGCGUCGCGUCGCAUCGGAUUAGAGCUUUGGACCGACGCCAGGGUCUCGCAUCCGCCCGAGUGACCCUAUCCCACUGAUCAUCUCGUCGACUGUGACAUUAUGACAGGGACGUCACUGUACUGGCCAAUCCAGCAAAUUUCACCGACCCAUAUCUCUUUCGCAUCACCUUCGAAUGCAUGGCCCCGCUGGCAGAAGGUUCGCUUCGUCCGAUCGCUUGGAGACAGGCUCAGUGGCGGUUCGAGGCUGACCCUCGUCCAGACCUGACCUGAAUCGCUACCGUUCCCAGAUCUUGAGUGGAAGUUAAUCUACGUCGGCUCAGCCGAGAGCGAGUCGUUCGACCAAGAGUUGGACACGUGCAUGGUCGGGCCUGUCCCCGUUGGUGUCAACAGCUUCGAAUUCGAGGUUAGUCCCCUUCCUUAGCUCGACAGUCUGUCCCCCCUGCCCAGCCACUUCGCUCGAUUACAUCGCAAGUCUGUAUCGAAGCCAUCGGUGCCUGUGUGCACCACCUCUCACUCUUCAUCUCCGCUCAUCAUCUCCAGGCUGCGGCACCAUCGCCUUCGCGAAUUCCACCGUCGGACCUUAUCGGUGUCACCGUAAUAUUGCUCACCUGCGCGUACGCUGAGCAAGAGUUCGUUCGAAUCGGCUACUACGUCAAUACCGAGUACGGAGACGCAGAGCUCAAGGCGCAAUACGAUGCUUCGCUCGAGGAAGACGCUCUGCAGAAGGGCAGUGUGGCGCCCGACCCCACCAACAACGUCGACAAGAUGGUCCGAAGUGUGUUGAGCGACAAACCUCGGGUGACCAAAUUCAACAUCAAAUGGUGCGUCAGUCCGUCUACCUCGCUCAUGCGCUGCGUGUCGUCAUCUGGUCGAGCGGUCCUGACGACUGUAGCCCAUCGCAUCGCGACCUGAACUUAGGGACUUGUCGCUGCCGUCAAUGCCCGUCUCAACCUCAACGUUUCCAUCACUCGGUGGACCAGAGCAAUCGAGUGCUUCAAUGCCUCCCCCUUUCAAUCCUUACUCCGCGAAGCCUUAACAGAGAUGUACUUUCUUUAUUUGAAGGCGCAACCAAUCUACAUAAAGCCCCAAUUACACUAUAUGCUCUUCCCUUUGCACCACCACCUUCACACCAUCUCUUGCUUGUGA
Molecule: messenger RNA, 1271 nt
Organism: Microbotryum saponariae
Lineage: Eukaryota; Fungi; Basidiomycota; Microbotryomycetes; Microbotryales; Microbotryaceae
Source: the annotation of a GenBank genome assembly